AUGUCUGCUCUCCGAUCUCUAGUUUCCUCCACAGGCGCUAAAGCAAUUCGACCCACUUCCACCUUCCUUGGUUCCACACAACGUUUGACAGCACACCCUACUAGCCGUCAUAUAUCUGCACCAUUGAUCUCUGCCAGAUAUGAAUCUCAAAGUGCGUUCAGUAAGUUUGUUGAGACUCUGAAGGAACAGAUCAAGAAGAACAGGGAACUACAAGAAUCUGUCAAGAAGUUACAAGACGAGUCCGGCAAGGUUGGAGAGAGUGAUGCGCUCAAGAAAGCCAAGGAGGCCUUUGAGAAGGCAAAGGUAAAAAAAAAUGUGGCAACAGAAAAGAUUAAACAGACUGCAGAACACUUCAAGAAGGCAUCAGAAAAGAUCGGUGAAACUGUUAGUGAAACAUUGAAAGGUGCUGCUGAGAAUGAGUUUGUGAAGGGAUCUAAAGAAAAGACUGGAAAGGUGUUUGCUGAGACAAUGGAUUCUACUACAAAGCCUAUUCGUGAUAAUGAAUACUUCAAGAAUGUGAAAGAGUCUGUCGAGACUGUGAUCCAGGACACAGAGUCCAGGUAUGGAGGAUACAUCUCCAAAGCUGCUCGUCGAAAGGCUCGUGGAUUAGAUGUCAACUUCAGUCCCAAGGAUGCACAGAAAGCUGCCCAGGCUGCUGUUCCUGAAACAAAGGAAGAUGUCAACGCUGGAGAAUCUAUGGUGCUCCAUAAGGAUUCUGCAUGGAAGGAGACUUGGAGCAAAUUCAAGGAUACCAACCCUGUCAUGCAAAGCGUAUUUAGUAUGAAGAAGAACUAUGAGGACAGCGACAAUGUUUUUGUUGCUUGGGCUCGUGUGGUCACUGACAAGAUUGCAGAUGCAUGGGUCUCAAUGAUGGACGAAACUGAGAAUGCCAAGACGAUCAGAGCUCUGCAGAUGAUUGAUCCUAACUUCAAGAUGGAUGCUUUCAUGAAGGAGUGCCGCGAGUUCAUUAUUCCUGAGGUCAUGGAUGCAGUCUUGAACACAGACUCGGAGAUGUUGCACGAGUGGUGCUCAGAAGCGACCUAUAAUGUCUUGACAGCAGGGUUCCAAGCACAGAUUGCUCAGGGACUGGUCAGUGAUUGCAAGAUCUUGGAGCUGCGUAAUGUAGAGUUGGUCUCUGCAAAGGUCUUGGAGAAUGAUGUCCCUGUAUUGAUCAUUUCCUUCAAUACUCAGGAGGUGACAGUUUUCCGCAACCGAGUGACACGCGAGGUCGUGUUUGGAAAGGAGGAUGCUAUCGAGGAGGCCACCUAUGCAUGUGUCAUGACCAUCACUCCCGAGAACCUCAAAAAUCCCUUGACUAGAGGAGUUCGCAUCAUGGAUAUGGCCAAGCAUAACAGCCGUGCCUACAUUUAA
This is a messenger RNA of Lobosporangium transversale, 1371 nucleotides long. RefSeq lists its product as hypothetical. Bases 1 to 1371 code for a protein of 456 amino acids. The transcript is spliced from 5 exons. NCBI's taxonomy places the organism in Eukaryota, Fungi, Mortierellomycota, Mortierellomycetes, Mortierellales, Mortierellaceae. The record is from RefSeq and is a predicted model, not a curated record. Gene Ontology annotation, cellular component: mitochondrial inner membrane. Gene Ontology annotation, molecular function: protein-folding chaperone binding. Gene Ontology annotation, biological process: protein import into mitochondrial matrix.